AUGGCGCGCAGCAUACGACUAGUUCGCGCAUUCGCACUGCUGGCGCUGCUGGCGGCGACAGCAGUUCAUGCGCAGAAUGACUUGCCCGAUCUCAGCACGGCUACACAAGCGACUGCGACCACCGAUGACGCCUCCACUACCGCCGAGAGCACUGCUGAGAGCACUACUGGAGCGACUACAGAUGCUACUACAACCGGCGACAGCACGAGCGCAGAGUCUACCUCAGGCGGCACCACCACUGCUGAGAGUACCACAGGCGCAACCUCUUCCGCUGAAUCGACGACCGACUCUGCCGCGACUACCACUGCUACAUUCCCAGAUGCGACCAGUACCAGCUCAGGCUCAAACACACCCUUCUCACUCACCGGACUGCCAACUAUUCAGGGUGCUGGUAUCCCCACCAUGAUCGUCCCCUACACCGCCAACGCCCCGUUCAUGCAGAAGUCCACGAUGCCCGAGGGAACAGUCUUCAUUGCUGUUGGCGCUGUUCUCGCAUUCCUCGGCGCAUGCGUGCUCCUCUGGCGUGGACUGGUCGCUUGGAGUAUCAAUCGUUCGGUCAAGCGCGCCGCUCUCGCCUCUCUCCGUGGCUCGGACAAGGGCUCGUCAGCAUGGGGCGGCGGCGGUCACAAGAGUGCAUACUACAGGGAAUACGAGACUGGUAGUAGCAUGUCUCUGGACGCUUUGACAAGCGCUGGCAAGAACAUCAGAUCUUCGCAUAUUCACGACGAAAAGAGGCAGUCUGCUGUGCCGCCGGCCGGUCUGUUCUUCUCGCCAACAGCUCAAGUGUCAAAUCGCGCCAGCUCUGUUGGUGGACUGGACAGCCGCGCUUCGGGAUAUCUACCUGCGGGAUACUAUGCCUCGCCAUCCGCUGCUGAGCCUGCUGGUGGCAGGAAUUCCACAACCAUCGGUGGAUCGCUGGCUCCUUAUGCCAGACACAGCGCCAUAAACCCUUCCCCCUCGCCUCCUGGCUCGCCCAGCUUGCCCAAUUCCCGCAGUACAGCCAACUACUACGGUGGCGGGAACUACUCAUCAAGAGACGGACUGCGCUCGCAAUCGCGGGAAAACCUACGAGCCUCAAGUCGGGACGGCUACGGCGUACAGCGCAACAGCAACGUCUACAUGCAUCCCAGCACUUCAUCGUUGGCCGUGGGCACGGGCGGUGGUUAUACUGGUAGCAGCGAACACCUUGGAGGUCAAAGAGCACCCAGUGCAGUCUUCUCCGACCUGUUGGAGAACCAUGGCAGUGGGCCGCGAGAAAGAUUCUAA
This is a messenger RNA of Zasmidium cellare ATCC 36951, 1266 nucleotides long. RefSeq lists its product as uncharacterized. The coding region runs from base 1 to 1266 and encodes 421 amino acids. NCBI's taxonomy places the organism in Eukaryota, Fungi, Ascomycota, Dothideomycetes, Mycosphaerellales, Mycosphaerellaceae. Gene Ontology annotation, cellular component: fungal-type vacuole. The record is from RefSeq and is a predicted model, not a curated record. The transcript has a single exon.